Ipomoea triloba (trilobed morning glory) is the source of this 764-nucleotide messenger RNA. RefSeq lists its product as uncharacterized. The record is from RefSeq and is a predicted model, not a curated record. Lineage: Eukaryota; Viridiplantae; Streptophyta; Magnoliopsida; Solanales; Convolvulaceae. The transcript is spliced from 2 exons. Bases 63 to 422 code for a protein of 119 amino acids.
AAUUAGCAUAUGCUAUGAGAGAUGGAUGAUGUAGAGAGGAAUUAGAGCAGUUUAGUAGUGAGAUGGUGAAUGAAGGGUGUUCUAAUUCAAGGCCAAUUAUAGCUUUUCCUCUGGGUCUUGGGCUUCUUGGAAUCGUCUUAAUCUGCAUAACUGGCUUCUUCUCUUGCUGCUACCAUUGGGAAAAGCUCCGGUCUCUUUUUGUUGGGUCUUCUACUGUUACUGAUUCUCAACUUAGUACCCAAUCAUCAGUUGAUGUUCGUAAUAAUUCACCUUCAAAACCCAUCAAGAUGCCGGAGGCUAAACAGGAGCAGAGCAUGACGAUAUUGAUGCCCGGAGAUGAUGUCCCCAAGUUCGUGGCCAUGCCUACUCCGCUGCCUAAGGGCUCCCGCUACGGGUCACAAACAUCUUGGGGCUCGGCUUAACGGAUUAAUCGGUCAAAAAAACUGGAUAGAUUUGUAGAGUUAGAUUGUUAAUAAGGAGAGGUGUACAAACAUUUUGAAGAAUCUGUAAUUGUUAAUAGAUGUAUGUUCUGCAUUUUAUCUACUAUACUAAGACUUAUAAUUGGGUGCCAAGUAGCGUGUAGUUCAAUGACAUCUCUGUAACUCUCUCAAAUGAGAGGUCACAAGUUCAAAUUCAGUGGUGGCAUUGACUUUUUCUGUUUCGAUAGGUUGAAAAAAGAUCAUACUACGUUGUAAUAGAGUGAGGAGUACUAAAAAAAAAUAUAAUUGAGCCGAAAUACAAAUAUGCUGAUAUAUUUGUGGAUC